Molecule: messenger RNA, 723 nt
Organism: Patiria miniata (bat star)
Lineage: Eukaryota; Metazoa; Echinodermata; Asteroidea; Valvatida; Asterinidae
Exons: 4
Coding region: 1-723 (240 amino acids)
Source: RefSeq, a predicted model, not a curated record
AUGGAAGGGGCCUUCAGCCAUAUUUCGGAGGAUUCUGUGUUUAUUACCGGAAGACUAUUCCUGUUGCUGGUUGGUGUGGAGAGCCAGCAGAGGGUGUGUUACUCCGGUCCGCCACCGGAACCUGAUCCUGAUAAUCCGGGUGACUGGAUGAAGCAAGUCAUGCAAGAGAUACGGAAGCAUUGCCCGGGAAGGAAGCAACCAACCCCAGCUAGUACGGGAAAACCAACCUCAGCUAGUGCGGAGAAACCUACCCCAGCUGACACGGAGAAACCUACCAAAGCUGGUACGGAGAAACCUACCCCAGAUGGCACGGAGAAACCUACCAAAGCUGGUACGGAGAAACCUGCCCCAGCUGGUACGGAGAAACCGUUACCACAGCUGGUACGAAGAAACCGUUACCACAGCUGGUACGAAGAAACCGUUACCACAGCUGCUGGUACGGAGAAAUCUACCCAAGCUAAUACGGAGCAACCUACCCAAGCUGGUACGGAGAAACCUACCCCAGCUGGUACGGAGAAACCUACCUCAGCUGAUACGGAAAAACCUACCACAGCUGGUACGGAAAAACCUACCCCAGCUGGUACGGAGAAACCUACCACAGCUGAAACGGAGAAACCUACCACAGCUGGUACGGAGAAACCCACCACAGCUGUUGCUGUUCCAGAGGUGCUUAGAGAGGGCAAGCGCCCCACCCUCCUGGCAACGCUCAUGGACAAUUGCUAA